Messenger RNA from Trichomycterus rosablanca, 10467 nucleotides. RefSeq names its product cadherin-related 23 (gene cdh23). Gene Ontology annotation, molecular function: cadherin binding; calcium ion binding. Lineage: Eukaryota; Metazoa; Chordata; Actinopteri; Siluriformes; Trichomycteridae. Gene Ontology annotation, cellular component: catenin complex; plasma membrane. The record is from RefSeq and is a predicted model, not a curated record. Gene Ontology annotation, biological process: homophilic cell-cell adhesion. The coding region runs from base 1 to 10104 and encodes 3367 amino acids. The transcript is spliced from 68 exons.
AUGUGGAGUGAAGGUUUUGGUAGCAGGAUGACGGUGGCCAAGCUGCUGCUCUCCUCGUUCCUGCUACACACGCUCGUUGAAGCUUUUAAUCAACCUCCACGGUUUCAGAACUAUUUCUUCCAGUCGUACCUGCUAAUCUACGAGAACACACCAGUCGGUUCCUCCAUAACUCAGCUGAAGGCAGUGGAUCCCGAUGAAGAGCCACUUAUAUUUGGUGUGGUGGGAGAAGAGGCCUCAAGAUUCUUUGCUGUUCAGGAAACCACCGGUGUGGUUUGGCUCCGACAGCCACUCGACCGUGAGACCAAGUCAGAGAUUCAGGUUGUGUUUUCCGUCAGCGACAGUCAAGGGGUGGUGAAGGACACGGUGAACAUUCAGAUCGGGGACGUGAACGACAAUGCCCCGACAUUCUAUAAUCAGCCCUACACUGUGACCAUACCAGAGGACACUCCCGUUGGCACGUCCAUUUUAAUGGUGAAUGCCACAGAUCCGGAUCAGGGCACUGGUGGAAGUGUGCUCUUCUCCUUCCAGCCUCCUUCUCACUUCUUCAACAUCGACGGAGCCAGAGGAAUUGUCACAGUUAUAAGACGCCUGGAUUAUGAAACCACAACAGCCUACCAGCUCACUGUUAAUGCUACGGACCAGGACAAGCUUCGUCCACUUUCCAGUCUGGCUAACCUGGCCAUAACCAUCAGCGACGUUCAGGACAUGGACCCUAUCUUCACCAACUUGCCAUACAGCACCAAUGUAGAGGAGGAAGUACCACUGGGAUUCGAAGUCCGUAGGAUUACAGCGAUUGAUCAGGACCGGGGUCAACCUCGUGGCAUCGGAUACACCAUCAUAUCAGGAAACACCAACAGUGUGUUUGCUGUGGACUACAUCAGCGGAUCCUUGACGGUGAAUGGCCGCCUCGACCGAGAGAACCCGCUCUACGCUUCAGGAUUCACACUCACAGUUAAGGCUACAGAGCUGAACAAUGACCGAACACCCUCCUCUGCUACAGUUGUGACUACCUUCACCAUCCUUCUCAUAGACAAGAACGAUAACGCUCCCAAGUUCAACAGUUCUGAGUACCGGGUCAGCAUCACUGAGCUGGCUCAGGUUGGGUUUGCUUUACCUCUGCCUAUACAGGUGGAGGACAAGGAUGAGGGAGUGAAUAGCAUGUACGAGGUGAUCCUAAUGGGGAAUAACUCCAAUCACUUCACCAUAUCGCCCACGUCGGUGCAGGGUCGAGCUGAUAUCAGGGUGCGGGUGGCCGUGCCUCUGGAUUUCGAGACGAUCAGGAGCUACAGCUUUUCUCUGUACGCCAACGAGUCGGUGGCCGACCAUGUGGGCUUUGCUCGGGUCUUCAUCAACCUGAUCAAUGACAACGAUAAUAGACCCAUAUUCAGCCAGUCGCUCUAUAACAUCAGCUUACCAGAGAACACGCCGACUGGCACAACGCUCCUGAGGAUUCAGGCCACGGAUAAUGACUUUGGCACCUUCGGUGUGGUGCGCUACUACUUCAGCGAUGAACCUGACCAGUUCUCGCUGGAUUCUGAGACAGGCUGGGUGACGCUGAGCAACCGUCUGGAUUAUGAGCUGACACGCCGCUAUACUCUUACUGUACUGGCGCGGGAUGGAGGGGGAGAGGAAACGACAGGACGGCUCCGCGUCAACGUCAUAGACAUAAACGACAACCCGCCCGUCUUUCAGAAGGACUCAUACUCAGGUUCAUUGAUGGAAAAUCAACAAGUUGCUCAGCAAAUAGCCAGAGCAAGGGCAACCGAUGAAGACUCUGCUCCUAAUAACAUCUUGACCUACUCAAUCAUCCAGGCCUCACAUUUCCGCAGUUAUUUCAGCAUCACCAUGGUGGAGGGCUACGCAGUUAUAAUGGUGAACAGACCUCUGGAUUAUGAACAAGUUCCUGGUGGAAUGAUUUAUCUGACCCUGAUGGCCAGAGAUGGAGGGGAUCCGGCUCUAAACAGCACCGUACCUGUUACGUUAGAGCUAUUUGAUGAAAAUGACAACCCUCCUGAGUUCAGCCAGCCAUCGUAUAUUAUCCAAAUCUCAGAGAACAUGGUGGCAGGUGCGACUGUGUUAUUCGUGACAGCUACAGAUCUGGAUGCGUCCAGAGAGUUUGGGCAGGCCUCGCUCAUCUACUCGCUGCAGGGUCCCUCCGAGUUCAGACUCAACACUCGCUCAGGCGAGAUCACCACCACAGCUUUACUGGAUCGUGAGGUGAAGUCUGAGUACAUUCUGAUUGUGAGGGCUGUGGAUGGAGGGGUGGGACCUCUGCAGAAGACCGGCAUCGCCACGGUGAACAUCACCAUCCUGGACAUUAAUGACAACGCCCCUGUUUGGCAGGAUGAGCCAUACCUUGCUAACGUUGUGGAAAUGAGUCCAAUCAACACUGAUGUCAUCUCGGUGCUAGCCCAGGACCCUGAUAAUGGAGAGAAUGGAACAGUUGUGUACAGUAUCAGUCCAGCCAAUCCUUACUACAUUAUCAACAACAGAACUGGGAAGAUUCGUACCAGUGGUGCUGUGCUGGACAGAGAGAGCCUGGACCCACGAGCUGCCCAGUUUAUGAGGACCAUUGUCAUCUCAGCUACUGACCGUGGAAGGCCGCCACUGCGCUCCUCAGCCAGCACCACUGUCUACGUCAACCUGCUAGACCUGAACGACAAUGACCCCGCGUUCCUCAACCUACCGUUCAUCGCUGAGGUGCCUGAGGGAUUUCCAGUCGGUUCGUCUGUCUUUAGGGUGCAAGUGCAGGACCCAGACGAGGCAGAAAAUGGAGCGGUCAUGUUAUCACUGCAGAUAGGAAUACCACGUAUGGACUUCCGCCUCAACACCACCACAGGGGUUCUGUAUUCCACAGGGGUACUGGACCGUGAACAGAUCGGUCAGUACCAACUGCGACUGGUGGCAUUCGAUGCUGGGCAGUUCCCACGUACCUCCACCAGCACCCUGACCGUAAUGGUGCUGGAUGUGAACGACGAGACCCCAACAUUUUUCCCGCGCAUCCACAACGUGACUGUGUUGGAGAGCAUUCCACGUGAUUUUGUAGUUGUACGACUGAACUGCUCUGAUAACGAUGCUGGACUCAACGCUGAGCUCAGCUAUUUUAUUACAGGUGGAAAUCAGGACGGGAAGUUCAGUGUUGGUUUUAGGAAUGGUGUGGUGCGCACAGUUGUGGCUCUGGACCGGGAGACACAGGCCUCAUACACGCUAGUCAUUGAAGCAAUCGACAAUGGUCCAGCUGGGGACAGAAAGACGGGCACAGCUACCGUUUACGUGGAAGUGCUGGAUGUUAAUGACAACCGACCCAUCUUCCUUCAGAACGGCUAUGAGACCACCAUUCUUGAAAACAUACCAAGAGGAACCAGUAUAUUACAGGUCCAGGCCACGGAUGCUGAUGAGGGGGAAAAUGGCAAGGUUCUGUACAGAAUUCUCUCUGGUAACAGUGGUGGUCAGUUCAGUAUAGACCUUCAAUCUGGACUCAUCACUCGAGGACAACGGGUUUUGGACCGAGAGACCAGCAGUUCUCAUCUGCUGGAGGUGGAGGCCUAUAACAGCGACCAGGGUAGCAUGCGCAGCUCCGUUAGGGUGAUAGUGUAUGUGGAGGAUGUGAAUGAUGAGCGCCCAGCGUUCACCCAGCAGCAGUACAACAGGCUCGGCCUGCGAGAAACAGCAGGGAUCGGCACCUCUGUUACUGUGGUGCGAGCCACCGACCCCGACACAGGGGAUGGUGGCGCUGUAUCCUAUGCCUUGGUCUCAGGUUCAGAUCGUAAAUUUGAGGUGGACAUCAGCACCGGACUAGUGACCACCGUGGAUCAUCUGGAUUACGAGACCAAGACCAGCUACCUAAUUAAUGUUUCAGCCACAGAUCAAGCUCCGCCCUUCAAUCAGGCCUUCUGCACAGUCUACAUCACCCUGCUGAAUGAACUGGAUGAGCCUGUGAUCUUCAUGAUGGCAGGGUAUGACGUGUCCCUGAGAGAAAACAUAGCCCUAGGAACGGAGGUGGUCCAGGUGAAGGCUAGGUCAGCCGAUAACCUGAACCAGCUGUCGUAUCGGUUCGACCCAGAUACGUCACCUUCCGCUCUCGCCCUUUUCAAGAUCGACAGUGUCACGGGCCGCAUCACUGUGACGGGGCCUAUAGACCGAGAGAGGGGCGACUCUUAUACCCUCACUGUGGUUGCUGAUGAUGGCGGACCUAAAAGAGGAUCGACCGUGAAGGUGUCAAUCAUCAUCGUGGAUGAGAACGACAACAGCCCUCAGCUUGACCUCACUUCAGAUGUAUCAGUAAUUGUUCCAGAAGAUACACCCAUGGGUCGAAGAGUGGCUGUGGUGCUGGCACGGGAUAAAGAUGCUGAGAAGAAUGGACUGGUGAACUUUACACUGGCGGCAGGGAACAUGCGGGAUAUAUUUGAGAUCCGGACCAUUAACAACACGUUUGGAGAGGUUUAUGUAAACGCUCCCCUUGACCGAGAAGCUGUGGACCGCUACCUGCUCAAGGUGCGGGCUUCAGAUAAUGGCUCUCCACCUCGGUUCACAGAUCACUCCCUGACCGUGAACAUUUUGGAUGUGAACGAUAACACCCCUGUUGUCCAGAGCCCCUACGGCUACAACGUCAGCGUCAGUGAGAAUGUAGGUGGUGGUACAUCGGUCCUGCGUGUGGUAGCUACAGAUCGAGACAUCGGACCCAACGCCGUUCUGUCCUAUUACAUCACCGACGGAAACCAGGACUUGACGUUUCGCAUGGACCGCCUGAGUGGAGAGAUAGUGACCCGACCUUCACCCCCAGACAGAGAGAGACAGCAGCAAUACACACUCGCUGUCACGGUGGAGGAUGACGGAACUCCGCCCCUAUCUACCACCACCACGGUGCGUGUGCGUAUCAUUGACGAGAAUGACAACGCCCCCACUUUUGCAGCGAAAGAAUACGUGACCAUCCUCACAGAGGGUCCAGACACGGUAGGGGCUACCAUCGCUACGGUUACUGCCACAGAUCCUGACGAGGAAUUCAAUGGGACUCUGCGUUACGCCAUUGCAUUUGGCAAUUUGGCUCAAACCUUCAGCAUUAAUCCUGUUACGGGCCGAAUAACGGUGAUGAAAGAGCUGGAUUAUGAGAUCAGUAAUGGACGGUACACACUGGUGAUCACUGCAACUGACCAGUGCCCGAUACCCCAAUUCAGGUUGACAUCUAGUGCCACUGUGCUCGUGAACGUGAUAGACGUGAACGACGUUACUCCACAGUUUCCGAGACAGUUCGAAGGACCCUUCGAGAUCACAGAGGGCCAGCCGGGGCCUAGAGUCUGCACACUCAAAGCUACUGAUGAAGACUCGGGACUGAACGGAAAAGUGGAGUACAGCAUCACAGCCGGAGAUCCCAAAAAUGAGUUCAUAGUUUCUCCUGUGGAGGGGGAGCUGAGGGUGAGAAGAGAUAUUGAAUUGGACAGAGAGACGACGGCUUACUACAACAUUACUGUGAUUGCUAAAGACCUGGGAACACCAUCAUUCAGCAGCACGGUGGUGGUGGGCGUUGUGGUGUUGGACAUUAACGAUAACGACCCGGUGUUGAUGAACUUGCCAAUGAACACCAGCGUGAGUGAAGGAGCUCCUGUCCAGACCUCCAUCGCUCGGGUGAGGGGGCAGGAUGCCGACAGCGGACGCAACGCGCUCCUCACGUACAACAUCACGGCUGGAAACCCAGACGGAGCCUUCUACAUCAACGAAACAUCAGGAGUGGUUCAGGUGAACAGACCUUUGGAUCGAGAAAGAAUCUCUGAGUACACGCUGACUAUCACGGUCAAGGACAAUCCAGAGAAUCCACGCAUCGCCCGACGGGACUCAGAUGUGCUGGUGGUCACCAUUUUGGACGUGAACGACAACCCUCCUUACUUCAUGUCCUCAAGCUAUAGAGGAAUGAUUAGUGAGAAUUCCCCCACAGCUACCACAGUGUCAAUCAUGAAUGGACCAAUCAUAGCUGUGGAUAGAGACAUUGGAUCCAAUGCGGUAGUCAAAUACGGCCUAAUCGGACCAAGGGCGAAUCUGUUUGAUAUCAAUUCCACCACAGCUGUAGUAUCAGUACGUGAAGGUGCCGUCUUGGACCAUGAGGCCUUUUCUGAUCCUCGGGUGGAGUUGUUCCUGGUCAGUGAGGAUGUUGGCGGACUGAACACCAGCGUUCCUCUGACUAUAACCAUCCUUGACAGGAAUGACAAUCCUCCGGUGUUCAGUCCCUCCAGCUUCACCGUACGCCUCCCAGAAAACAGUCUCACAGGUGUGGUAGUGACCCAACUCAUGGCCACAGAUGCAGAUGCUGGUUCCAACAGCUGGCUGCAGUACCGCCUGGAAAGUGGAGCUCAGGACCGCUUUGUGGUUGAUGCCAUCUCUGGCGCCGUCCUUGUUGGCAAUUCUACCCUUGACCGCGAAGAACGCAGCUCGUACCGGAUGGUUGUCGUAGCCACAGACCGGGGUACACCCCCUCUCUCGGGCACGGCCACGCUGACGGUUGAGCUGGACGAUGUCAAUGACUCUCGGCCUCGCUUCCUUCAGCCGGUGCAGACGAUCAGUGUUAACGAGUCUACGCCGCCUGGUGUAGUAGUGGCCACGCUAGCUGCUGUAGAUCCGGACCGCCGACCACGUCUGGAGUACUACAUAAUCUCUGUGGAAGCAAAGGAUGAUGGGAAUAAUGCAGUGAGGGGACUGCAGGAUUCUUUUGGGAUUGACUUUCACACAGGUGCUGUAUUUGUCCGAAACCCUUUGAACAGGGAGCUGGUGGCUACUUUUGAGAUCAUAGUGUCUGUCCAUGACAACGCUAGUGACAUUAUUGAUAUGUCGGUCAGUGUGCCUAAUGCCAGAUUGACCAUUAGCGUGCUGGAUGUGAACGAUAAUGCUCCCCGUUUCCGUCCGUUUGGCGUCACCAAUUUCUCCGAGAGCAUACUGGAGGGUGCCCAGCCUGGAACUACAUUACUGUCAGUUUCCGCUGUCGAUCCAGACAAAGGUCCCAAUGGCCUGAUCUUUUAUGAGCUGUUGAAUCUGCCCCGAGGGGGCUACAUCAGACUGGAAGACCCGUCCACUGGUAAGAUUAUAGCCAAUCGUACAGUGGACUAUGAGGAGGUUCAGUGGCUGAACUUUACAGUACGCGUUCAGGAUCGGGGCAACCCACCACUCUUCUCUGAACUUCCUGUUUAUCUACGCAUUGUCGACGUCAACGAUAACAACCCUGUUUUUAGGCAGCCUUCAUACCAGAAGCAGGUAUUUGAGAACGAAGCCUUAGGCACCAUCAUCGUACAAGUGAAUGCUGCAGACGCAGACUCUGGACUCUUUGCUGUUAUUGAGUAUGGACUGGUCGAUGGAGAGGGCAAGUUUGGAAUCAAACCCUCUACGGGUGAGAUUUACAUUUUGUCUCCACUGGACCGAGAGACUAAAGACCGCUACACGCUGACGGCUGUGGCCAGGGACAAUCCCAGUGGCAGUCCCAACAACCGACGGGAAAAUUCAGUUCAGGUCUUGGUCACGGUGCUGGAUGUGAAUGAUUUCCGGCCGCGGUUUUCUGAGAGAGUGUACAGCACCACUGUGUUUGAGAACAAACCUACUGGGACAUCUGUGAUUACUGUGACAGCUACAGACCUAGACGAGGGGGAAAACGCCCUCCUCACCUACAGCCUACAGGGACCUGGUGCAGAUGCUUUCUCCUUGGAUCCCAACACAGGUCUGAUCCACUCUCUGCGCUUGCUGCACAGUUUUGAGAGGUUUAAUCUGACUAUAAUAGCGACAGAUCACGGAAAGCCUCCUCUCUGGGGUACCACACUUCUUCAAAUCAAUGUCAUCGACGUUAACGACAACAGACCGCUCUUUGUUAGACCUGCUAAUGGUACUAUCAUGCACAUCCUGGAGGAGCAGCCUCCAGGCCUUUUAGUGUACGAGGUGUUUGCGACGGAUGAGGAUGAGGGUGUGAAUGGAGAGGUACGCUACAGUUUCCUGCAGACCGGCGCUGGGAACAGAGACUGGGAGAACUUCCGUAUUGACGCUCUUACUGGUGUCAUUACUACAGCCGUCAAACUGGACAGAGAGAAGCAAGCGCUGUACAGCCUGAUUGUAGUAGCGUAUGACCUGGGACAGCCAGUACCGUACGAGACGACGCAGCCGCUGCAGGUAGCUCUGUCUGAUAUCGACGACAACGAGCCUGUCUUCCUUAAACCACCGAGAGGUGGACCUUUGUUCCAGUCCCUGUCCGUGCCCGAGCACUCAUCCCCUGGUACUGUGGUGGGUAACGUUACAGGAGCAGUUGAUGCAGAUGAAGGCUCCAAUGCUGUGGUUUACUACUUCAUUGCAGGGGGUGACACGGAGGGAAACUUUGGACUGAGCGUUUCGGGAGUUCUGCGGAUAAAAAAGGAUCAAGAUCGGGAGGAAAUCCCAGUGUACUCCAUCAUCGUCAAAGCCUCCAGCAACAGGAACUGGUCACCGCCCAGAGGUCAGAGGUCGCUGCGGAACCGCAUGGCGCUCGACCCCAGCCGCGACCCGACUCUUCAGGAAAUCAGGAUCUACCUCGAGGACAUUAACGAUCAGCCUCCGAGAUUCACCAAGCUGGAGUACACUGCAGGUGUGGCCGCGGAUGCUAAAGUCGGUUCUGAUCUGAUCCGGGUGCAAGCCAUCGAUAACGAUGUCGGCAAUAACAGCCUCGUUCUGUAUCACAUUCUGUCCAUCCGCUACAUCAAACUACAGUCCAACGAGUCCAAGGACAUCGGCAACGUCUUCAUCAUCGGUGAGACCACUGGAAUAAUCCGAACGUUUGACCUCUUUACCGCUUACGACCCGGGCUAUUUUGUGUUGGAGGUGUUGGCACGGGACCUGGCAGGGCACAGCGAUAUGGCACUGGUUGGCAUCUACAUUCUGAGAAACGAUCAGAGGGUGAAGCUCAUAAUCAACGAAAUCCCUGAACGUGUCUGGUUGUUCCAGGAGGAGCUGAUCAACCUGCUCUCCAACAUCACGGGAGCUAUAGUCAACAUGGAUGAUGUACAGUUUCAUGUGGAUAAAAAGGGGCGAGUGAACUUUGCGCAAACCGACGUCCUGAUUCAUGUUGUCAACAAGCAGACCAACCGCAUCCUGGACGUCGAAAAGGUUAUUCAGAUGAUCGACGAGAACAAGGAACAGCUGAGAAAUCUGUUUAGGAACUACAAUGUUCUGGAUGUACAACCUGCCGUGAGUGGACGAGCUCCUGAUGACCUCACUACCCUGCAGAUGGCUAUAAUAAUCCUGGCUGUGCUGCUGUUUCUAGCGGCCAUGUUGUUUAUCUUCAUGAACUGGUAUUACAGAACAGUCCACAAGAGGAAGCUAAAAGCCAUUGUUGCUGGUUCUACAGGCAACCAGGGAAUGAUGGACAUCCUAGAUAUGCCCAACACCAACAAAUACUCGUUUGAAGGAGCAAAUCCUGUAUGGCUGGAUCCAUUCUGCAGAAACCUAGAGCUGGCCACCAAGGCUGAGCAUGAAGACAACCUGCCCGAGGACCUGAGUGACAUUACUGACCUGUGGAACAGCCCUGCUCGCACACACGGUACGUUUGGUCGUGAGCCUAAAGCCUCAAAACCAGAGGACGACUGCUACCUCAGAGCUGCCAUUCAGGAAUACGAUAACAUUGCCAAGCUGGGCCAAAUCAUGCGAGAAGGACCCAUUAAGGGCUCGCUGCUCAACGUGGUUCUUGAUGAUUAUCUCAGACUCAAAAAACUCUUCGCUGCCCGUCUGGUCACCAAGUCAACCAGCCAAGACCAGUCGUCCAUCACUGAGCUGGUCCAGAGCGACCUCGACGACGACGACGACGAACGGAUGAGCAUCGGAGGCCGAGGAACGCUCCGUUUCAAGCACAAGCACCCAGUAGAGUUACGCGGCCCAGACGGAGUCCACGUGGUCCAUGGCAGCACGGGCACACUGCUAAAUUCUGACCUCAACAGCUUGCCUGAGGAUGACCAGCGGGUGCUCGCACGCUCUCUGGAGGCGCUGCAUGCUGACGGCAUGCUGUAUGCCGAAAGAAACGCUCGCACCGAGUCGGCCAAAUCUACGCCGCUACACCACAACAAGGGCAGCAACUCGCUCUCAGACAGCCCGCUGGAAAUCACAGAGCUAUGACUAGCCGAGGCCUCGCUGGUCUGAGUGGACAUUCCCAAAGACCGGUGCUUUGCAGUCUUCGUGACUUGUCCUUCAGCUGAAGGAUGUUAUUAGAUGGCAUGGAUGAUCCAUGAGUUUGGAGUUUGAGACGUGCAAGUGUGUAUGGAGUCAAAUGAAAGGAAUGGGCAGUCUCAGGAAACAUCUGGAAAAUGAUUACAUUCGUUUUGUUUUAAUUCCUUCAAUUAUAAAGUCACCAAAUACCAAAAAAAUAUUGCAGGCCUUAUUUUUGUGGUGCCAACCAAAAAGUGUUGGAGACGAAAACCAAGACAACAAAAUAGCUGAAGACACUUUGAGCUAAAAAUGUUAAUUGGUAUUUAAUUCUGA